AAUUUUUCAAUUUUGAGCUAAAUUUAAUCUUUUGAAUUGUUAGACAUGUUUAAAAUUUUCAAUGAUUUUCUGAAACUUGCCAAAAAGAUUCCAAAAUAUGUAAGUUAAGAAAUUUUCCAAUAAUUUCGAAAAUUCUGAGUUUUCCGAAUUAUAAUGAAUGUUGAAAUUCCGAAAAUUUUUAGAAAAUAAUUUUCAUUCCGAACUUUUGCGGAAUGGAAUUGAAUCCCCUAAUUCCGAUCCGAUAUGAUCCUUCUGAAAAUCAGCCAUACUAGUAAGCUUUGGAGCAUAAAUAGCUUUGCCUCUCAAAUUUGUCAAUUCUAUUUUGUUUUUCUCUUUUCUCUUUACCCCAACCAAGUCGACUCAGAAAAACACAAUGUUCUUCCUCCGAGUCCACUCAGUGGACACCAAUCACCCCCUCAGCCUCGAAGACGCCGAGUUCACCACUAUCACAACUUCCAAGAUCACCAGUGCUACUGAAUCAAACCCUAACACCAGCCCCAAAUUCAGCGAGCGAAGAGGCAUAGCUCACCUGUUCCGAAGCAUAGGGCACUCGUCGCUGCCAAACAGUCCUGCCUCUCGAUCCACUCUCCUCUUCGUCAUUGCUGUUCCCAACUAUCUCUCCUUCGACGACUUCAUCCGCUUCUGUGGGUCCCGAAUCGACCAUGUCCUCGAACUCGUCUUCAUCAGGAACGAUGGGAUGGAAGAUCGGUACAGUGUUUUAGUUGAGCUGAAGAAUCAGAUGACCGCCGACGGAUUUUAUCACACUUUAAAUGGGAAGAAGUAUUCGCCUGGAGAGGCUGAGGUGUGCCACAUUCUGUUUCUGCUUUCUGUGGACUACACAGAUUCAGAUGAAAUAGCUGGGACUCCACCACAAGGAUGUACUGAAUUACCUACUUGCCCAGUUUGCCUUGAGAGAUUGGAUGCAGACACUAGUGGAAUAGCAAGUACACUUUGUGACCAUUCAUUUCAAUGUCCAUGCAUUUCAAAAUGGACUUAUUUAUCUUGUCAGGUUUGCCGAUUUUGUCAGCAGCAGGAUGAAAAGCCAGCUUGCUCUGUAUGUGGAAUAUCUGUGAAUCCCUGGGUUUGUGUAAUAUGUGGUUUUGUAGGAUGUGGAAGAUAUACAGAAGGCCAUGCUGUUAGGCACUGGAAGGAUACACAACAUUGCUAUUCUCUUGAGUUGAACAGGCAGCAGAUCUGGGAUUACGUUGGUGAUGCUUAUGUUCACCGCCUGAACCAAUCGAAAAUUGAUGGCAAGCUAAUAACUGAUACGGAUUCUCAAUGUUUGUCAGUGGAAAGGGAUUGUGACAGGUGUGAAUGCAGUGACGAUUCUGGAAUUAGUGGAGCCCUCUAUAGCAGCAAAGUUGAAACUAUUGUAGACGAGUAUAACCGACUUCUUGCAAGUCAGCUUGAGACUCAAAGACAAUAUUAUGAAGCUCUACUUAUGGAGGCCAAAAGUAAAAAGGAAAGUUCAACUUUAGAAGCAGUGGAGAAGGCUGUAAAUUCCAAGAUGCUGGAUAUUCAAGCGAAACUAGAGAAAUGUCUUGAGGAAAGAAAUGCUGUUGAAGAUAUCAACAGUAAUCUCAUCAAGGACCAAGAAACCCGGCGCGGGAAGUUGAAGGAAAUUGAAGUGAGGUACAUAUUGUUUUCUCUCCUUCAUUGA
Prunus avium (sweet cherry) is the source of this 1660-nucleotide messenger RNA. The record is from RefSeq and is a predicted model, not a curated record. Lineage: Eukaryota; Viridiplantae; Streptophyta; Magnoliopsida; Rosales; Rosaceae.